Messenger RNA from Cydia amplana, 2681 nucleotides. RefSeq lists its product as uncharacterized. NCBI's taxonomy places the organism in Eukaryota, Metazoa, Arthropoda, Insecta, Lepidoptera, Tortricidae. The record is from RefSeq and is a predicted model, not a curated record. The transcript is spliced from 3 exons. The coding region runs from base 495 to 2681 and encodes 728 amino acids.
UAUUGCGUUUACGGUAAUUAUCUUCAAGUGAAUUCUAAUUGGAGUGCUUAAAACCUAUCCUUAGUUCAUUUAGUGCAAAUAAUGUCGUUAACGCAGUUAGUUAAACAGCGGGGAACAUUAAAAUGUAAACUAACCAACUUUAAGACGUUCCUAACGCCAUACUUAUCGAUAGCGACGUUAACUGACGUACAGGCCAGUGAAAUUCAGUGCCGUCUUAGUAAGAUUGAGGAAAUGUAUGCAGUGUUUGAUGAAUUACAGGAGCGGAUUGAAGUAGAAUCGGAGACCCCCCGGGAGCAAUAUGUUGAGCGUAUGGAUUUCGAGAACCAGUACUUCGCCAUCCUGGCCAGCGCUCGGGAAUUACUUCGCCAGCGUGGCAAGGUGGAUGCCGAAAGUAAGGUUAUGUCUGAGGCGGGUUCCGGUUCGUGCCAGCAUAAAAAUAAUCUGCUUUGGUGAGAGUCAGCGAUGCCAAGGGUGCUCUGCAUGUCGUCCGCAUCAUGCUGGACAACUGCAGCUCGACCAACUUCAUCAGCGAGAGGCUGCGCAGCAAGCUGCAGCUUCCGGUUUCCUACACGGGCUCCACUGUGACAGGUAUUAACAAUACCUUAUUAUCUAAAAGUAAUCAGUCUUGCAACGUCACCAUAAAAUCAAUGACGGGAGACUUUGAGUUGGAGCUUAGCUGUCGUGUGCUUCCUCACAUAAAGGAUUUGUUACCAAUGUCAUACAUAGACAUUAAGAACCUGCAAAUACCGUCGCAUAUUCAAUUAUGCGAUCCUACUUUCAACAUUCCGUCGGUCAUAGACAUGUUGGUAGGCGCGGAAGUAUUCUGGGAAGUGCUAGGUACUAAUAAAAUCGAUUUAGGGAAGCGUCAACCCAAGCUGUAUGACUCGAAAUUAGGCUGGUUAAUUUCCGGUUCGGUCCUUAAUAACAAUCAAAAUAAUCACAUUCUCUGUCAUGCUUCAGAAUUACUUGACACUGAUAUUGACAAGCAGCUCACGCGUUUCUGGGAGCUCGAUAGUGUAUCGCCAGUACAUAAUUUCACCCCCGAAGAGCGGAUUUGCGAGGAACAUUUUAAUAAAACUACGACGCGGACUGACGAUGGGCGGUUCGUUGUUACCAUGCCACUUAAAGAAUCGCCAGAGAUUCUAGGCGACUCUUAUGAAAUGGCUAAGUGCCGUUUCUUAUCUUUAGAAAAAAGGUUAAAACAUGAUCACGAAUUUAGGCAGAAUUACAACGCGUUCAUGAAUGAAUAUCUCGAAUUAGGUCACAUGUCCUGCACUGCGCGCGAGUCGAGCGACAGCGGCGUAGAGUGUUUUUUGGCGCAUUUUGGGGUGGUAAGGGAGAACAGUCUCACCACUAAAUUAAGGGUUGUUUUUGACGCGUCAGCCCCCACCAAAUCAGGGGUGUCUUUGAACGGAAUACAGAGAGUCGGUCCCACCAUUCAGGAUGACUUAAUUUCAAUUUUAUUAAGAUAUAGGCAACAUAAGUAUGUAAUAUCAGGUGACAUCGAAAAGAUGUACCGUCAGAUGCUAAUUGCACCUGAACAAAGAUGCCUUCAGCAGAUUUUAUGGCGUUUUAAUCCGACCGAUCGUCUUGAGUGUUACUCUCUGAAUACAGUGACAUAUGGCACAGCUUCGGCUGCCUUUCUGGCUUGCCGCUGCUUAAAGCAGUUAGGUUUAGAGGCGUCAGAUUCAGUCAUACAGCAAUCGAUCGUACAUGACUUUUAUGUCGACGAUUACUUGAGCGGCAGCACGAACAUCGAUGAUGCUAUACAGUUGGGAAAGGGAGUAAUCGACACAUUAAAAUCAGGUCAGUUAAAUUUGCGAAAAUUACGGUCUAAUAAUGUUGAAAUAUUGCAAGCGUUACAAGGUCACAUACAAACAAAUAAUUGUUCGCAAAAUAGUGCAAAAGAUAAUUUAAAUAUUCAAAACUUGAGCAUUUCCGUGCCAUCUAAAACAUUAGGGCUAAAUUGGCAAUGUGACACCGAUACCCUUUUCUUUACGAUUAAUUUAAAAACUUGUAACAAUGUCACAAAGCGUCACGUACUUUCGUCAAUCGCGCAGGUAUUUGACCCGAUAGGCUUAGUAGGGCCUUGUGUCUUAGAAGCAAAAAUAUUGCUGCAAAAAUUGUGGCAGGAACCAUGCUCGUGGGAUCAGGAGAUACCGCCCACCCUUAAAGCGCAAUGGGGUAAAUUCGAAACCACUUUACCAUUUCUCAAUGAAAUUAGAGUUCCGCGCUGGGUUUUAGGCGAUUCUAGUGAAGAGAUAGAAUUAAAUAUAUUCACAGAUGCAUCUGAGGCCGCGUACGGAGCUUGCGCGUAUAUGAGGACGAAGGAUAGCACAGGGACAGUUACGAAUCCUGUGCCAGAGGAGAAGAUCAACACGCUGCAGCGGUAUCGGCGCGUGGAGCAGCUCAGACUUCAUUUUUGGAACAGAUUUAAAGUAGAAUAUGUUUCACAACUACAGCAAAAAACCAAAUGGUUUUCAUCACAUGAUCAACUAGUGGAGGGAGCCCUAGUUAUCAUCAAGGAGAAAGGGGUGCCCCCUUUAAUGUGGCUACUCGGCCGCAUAGUAAAGCUUUAUAUGGGCAAAGAUGGAAUAGCCCGAGUAGCAGAUAUAAAAACAAAACGGGGAAUAAUCAAGCGGGCAUUUAAUAAUAUUUGCCCCCUGCCCACUUCCAUGUAA